Molecule: messenger RNA, 1816 nt
Organism: Prorocentrum cordatum
Lineage: Eukaryota; Dinophyceae; Prorocentrales; Prorocentraceae
Source: the annotation of a GenBank genome assembly
AGGACACCUGUGCUCCCCGUUCCCCGUCGGAGGCGCACACGUAGUCGAGCUUCUUGUCCGUGGUCACAGGGCAGGCGGAGCGCGCCAUCGGCGAGCCCGUCUUCCCCCUCAUCCGAGAGCGCCCGCGUCUGGCCCGUGGUGCGCCCCGUCCGCGGCGAUGGCUCCCGGAAGACUGGGCGUGCUGCUGGGCUGCUUACUAGUACGACCACGGCGGCUGGACCGACGCGGCCGGCUCGUCGCACAACCUCCGCGCCCCGCAGCCGUGGAGGGCACCCGCACCUCGCGCGCCGCAGAGGUCCCGACGGCGGGUUGCUGCUGGGCAGGAGAGCGCCAGGUCAGUCGGCGCCGCGGCUUGGGCCGCCGUCAUUCCUGCAGCUUGGCAGCGAAGCGCCGUUCAUGCAGCAGUGCCCCUGCCCCUCGGGGCAGGUGCCGAGCCCCGAGGCGCCCCGUGGUGACGCUGACCAUCAGCCAUGCCGACCUGCAGGCGCUGCGGGACUCGGCCCUGCACUGGGCGCAGAGGGAGACGGCGGCGAAGAUGCGGGUGCAGCAGGCUCGCAGGCGAAAACUUCACGGCCGCAGCUUCAUACUCUGGGUGGAGGACGCGUCUGAGCAGCGAGCCGCCAUUGUCCACGCCUGUGAAGAAGCCACCGGCGCCUGCGCCCAGGUCGUGCUCCCGGAGGCGACGCUGCAGGAGGCUUUCCAGCGCUACGUCCGGUGCAGCAGGUCCGGGGGGCUCGUCGCGAGCAUGGGCCUGCUCUCUGCGCCGGAGGGCAUCGACCAAGGCGAGUGGGGCGAGGCGGCCCACUGGGAGGCCGAGGCCGCCGACGCCACCGCGCCCGGCAACACGCGCGCGCUGGAGCAGCUCGCCGACGGCUUCGUGUCGCGCCUGCUCGACGCGGUCUUCCUCGAGCGGAACGCCUUCGGCGACGGGUGGCGCCUCCGCAUCCCCGGCGUCACCCCGCAGACCCGAGCCGACUCGCUGCGGGAGCACCACGGGCCAGACAUCAAGCUGGCCACCUCGCCCGGCGCUCGGCCCAGGCGCCCGCGGCCCGCGCCGGUGCCCCCUGCUCCACCGGGGGCUCCCCUGCGGCAGCGCCCCUCGGCGUCCAGGCCGGUGUCGGCGCGGGCCUCCGCACCGCCCCCCCGCCUGGCGCCCGCGCCGCCAGAGGCCGCGCCGGCGGAGCGGUCGCCGCCCCAGCGGCUCCCGCGCGGGCCCGACCUGGGCGGCUGCUGCGGCGGGGAGGCCGCGGAGUGCCUGGAGGCUGCCGCGGAGACCGUGAUGCACGCGCUGGCGGAGGCGCUGGGCGAGGCGAGGCACGCCGACGAGGAGCUCGAGCGCGAUCUGGCGGACGCCGUGUGGCAUGCCUUCGAGGCCCGGCCUCGGGACGCCGCCGCUGCGUCCCGGCCCAGGCCGGCCGGCUGCGCCCUGCUCGUGGGCGCGCCGUGCCGCGCGCCCUGCGCGCCCUCGGCGCCGCCUGCGGCCGGCCGGCCGCCCCGCGCGCGGCGGUACGGCGGCGGCUCGGCGGCGCAGCUGCUGCGCGGCAGGGCCGCCGCGGCCGUCGCGCAGGUCGACGCCACGCUGGCCGGGCAGAAGGGCCGCCCGCCGGCCGGCGGCUGCUCCAUCGGCGCGCCCUUCAGGGGCGGCCAGCCACCGAGCAGCUGCUCCACCAACGUGCCCUCCUCCCCGGCCAGCACGCUCCACGAUCUCCAGCAGCGGGUGCAAGACGAAGAGAGCAGGCGAAUCUUCAUGAACAUGCUGGCGAUCAUGUACCUCUACAGCUUGUUUGCGGCGAAAGGGGAGGUCCAGUUGGCGUGA